AUGGAGCUCUACCGGUUGACUGCGAUGCAAGCACUGCACAAUAUCCGGGCAAAUGAGCUCACGGUCGAGGACUACGCCAAGUCGCUGCUGAAGCGCAUCCAGGAACGGGACUCUGCCGUCAAGGCGUGGGCUUAUCUAGACCCAGUACAGGUGCUGAACGAGGCUAGGAGACUGGAUCAGAUCCCACAAAGCCAGCGAGGUCCUCUCCAUGGUGUUCCUGUUGGUGUAAAGGAUGUUAUAUACACCAAGGGCAUGCCAACACAGCACAAUUCAUCCCUCUACGAAGGAAGUGCACCACAGGUAGACGCUGCGUCGGUUCUCAUUCUACGCAACGCUGGCGCUUUGAUACUCGGCAAGACAACAACCACCGAAUUCUCCGCAACAACAGAAGGUCCCAAAUCCCGCAACCCCCAUGACCAAUCGCGCACCCCAGGAGGCUCAUCUUCUGGCUCCAGUGCAGCCGUUGCGGACUUCCAGGUCCCCGUGAGCCUGGGCACCCAAACGGGGGGCAGCACGAUUCGACCCGGCUCCUUCAAUGGUGUUUGGGCGCUGAAACCAACGUGGAAUGCGAUCAGUCGCGAGGGGCAGAAGAUAUGCUCACUGAACUUUGACACGCUGGGACUGUUCGCUCGUAGUGUCGAGGACCUUGGGCUACUCGCGAAUGUUUUUGGACUUGAGGAUGAUGAAGCGCCGCCAACGAGGUUUUUGAUGAAGGGAGCAAAGUUUGCAGUCUGCAGAACCCCGAUUUGGGAAAAAGCAGGUCCUGGUACAAGAGCUGCGCUGGAGAAGGCUGUAGCGCUAUUGAAGGUCCACGGGGCCCAAGUUGACGAGGUUGACCUUGGAUCAGACUUCAGAAACCUCCCGCAAUGGCAUGCUACCGUACAGGCCACUGAUGGCCAUGUAUCUUUCCUACCAGAAUAUCGGCGACCAAAAGGCAAGGAAAAUCUUGGCCCGUUGGUCGUGGAGCAAGUCGAGAACACAGGAAGAUACACCCAUGCGGAUCAACUACGUGCAUUAGACGGUAUGGCUGCUCUGCGUCCGAAAAUCGACACUAUUGCUGGUCGCUAUGCAGCAAUCCUCACUCCGAGCGUUGUCGAUGAAGCACCUGUUGGUUUCCAUACGGGGAGUUAUGUUUUUAACAAUAUCUGGACUGCACUGCAUGUCCCGGUUAUCAACGUUCCAGGGUUCCGAGGUAAGCAUGGAUUGCCAAUUGGGUUGUCGUUGAUUGCGCCAAGGUACCAUGACCAGUGGCUGCUUAGUGUUGCUAAGGAAGUGGGCAGGAUAUUUGAGUCUGAAGGUGGAUGGAAGUCGAAGCUUUGA
Messenger RNA from Aspergillus glaucus CBS 516.65, 1320 nucleotides. Its product is annotated as amidase. NCBI's taxonomy places the organism in Eukaryota, Fungi, Ascomycota, Eurotiomycetes, Eurotiales, Aspergillaceae. The transcript has 3 exons. Bases 1 to 1320 code for a protein of 439 amino acids. The record is from RefSeq and is a predicted model, not a curated record.